Cuscuta epithymum is the source of this 3232-nucleotide messenger RNA. NCBI's taxonomy places the organism in Eukaryota, Viridiplantae, Streptophyta, Magnoliopsida, Solanales, Convolvulaceae. The record is from the annotation of a GenBank genome assembly.
AUUAUCUCAAUUGAGUGGUCUUUGUUCGAGGAGAGAAGGAUUAUCUUGCAAAAAUCGAGCUGGAACGAGCAAAGGUCUGUGAACUCGAGCUGUGAGAGUGCUGAGACUGUUUGGUCGAUAUCUCGAGUUUUACAAGUCCAAUUAAGGCGUGUGAGAUACCCACAGAAAGCUCUCAAGACGAGGAAUCCGUGAAGGUCUGGUUUGCAGGAAUCGGAGUUGUGGAAGGCUUCCAAAUCGUCCGAGCAAAACACAACCUCGCAGGAGAGGAUUUAAUCUUCUAAAGAAUCGAGUUAGCCGGAAAACACCCGUUCUAGGGGCUGUUUUCAUAUCAACGAUUAAGGGUUGAACUAGCACUUUGAGGAGGCUGUUUAACACUCAUAUUUGAGCAAGGAAUCAGUCCCAAAUCCACCUUGACCAAAGAUUUGACCAUUGGACCAAGAAGGGAAAGUUUAAAGCUCAAUUGAGGUUGAGGCUAGAGCUUGUUUCCUGUGCUCGUUGAUCGAGUGAUUCCUUGGAGAGAAGACUUGAAAUGGACCGUGGUGGCAAGGUAACUAGGAGGAACCCUUUGGGCCGUGCACCCGAGGAGACUGGGCAAGGCAGUCGUAGGACCUCUAGGGCAUCUAGAGGAGCGGGCCGUGGAGGCCAAUCACGGACCGUGAGUGACGGUCAUGUGAGCACCGAAAGUGACAGCUACUGGUCCUAUGAGGACUCGACCUAUCGGCCGGAAACAGAGCCGGUUGAAACCCCUUAUGAAGGGGAUGAUGAUGAUGUAAGUGAUGAGGAGGACAACGGCUCCUUAGCGCGGAUUGAGGCACUACUCCAACAAUAUCACCGUGAGCGUGAAGAGAGGAGGGAACGCCGAAGGCGCCGGGCUGGGCAACCUUCGGGCAUGGCUUCACGAGGAGGAAGUCAUGGUGCAUCUAGAGUCCAUGUGGAACCACGUGGGGGCCAAAAUGAUGGAGGUCCAACCAUAAGGAUCUCCAAAUACAUCAAAGAAGCAAGAGAUUUGGGGUGCAAACCCUUUGAUGGAGCAGGGGACAUUUCAGUGGCAGCACAAUGGAUCAAGAGGCUAAAUGAAGCGGCCCUUGACAUGCAAAUCGCGCCGAAUCUCAAACUGAGAAUUGCGGUAAGAUUGCUCGAGGGGAUGGCAUCCAAGUGGUGGGAUGGAACCAAGAACAAGUACGGUGAGACCGUCGUUUGGGAGGACUUCCAACGGGAGUUCUUUGCCCAAUACUAUUCUGAUUUCGAGGUGAAUAAGAAGGUGAGGGAAUACACCCUCCUAACCCAAGGGGGUAACAUGUCAGUGAAGGAGCUUGAGUACAAGUUCCGGGAUCUCGCCGACUACAUACCGGAGUAUGCUUGUGACGAGAACCGCAUGGUGAACCACUUUUGGGACGCUCUUGACUUGGAGAUACGUGAUAGGGCAACGCAAUUGCCUAAUAUGACUUUCGCCCAAGUGGUUGAACAAGCAUUGAAAGGGGAGAAACAGUGGGAGGAACGGAAGAAGAGAGACGCCGAGGAGGCGAAAAAGAGAAAAUGGGAGAGUCAUGGCUCCCAAGGUUCCAACAAAAAGGGGAACCAUGGAGGAGGAUCUUUCCGGGCACCACCGCCACCGUCUAGGGGGAACCAAGGCCCGAGUGGGCAAGGCUCGAGGUCACAAACCUCGGUGGUAACUCGUUGCAACAAUUGCAAGAAGAACCACUCCGGUAAAUGUCGCGACCCCCCUAGAUGCUUUCAAUGUGGGGAUGCCGGGCAUUUGAAGGCACAUUGUCCACAACUGGGCGGGGCAAGGACAUCGGGACCAAGCAGUGGCCCGACGGGUACACGGAGUCAGACCGGGGCCUCUCAAGCAAGCAGAGGACAAGGGGGAGCAAGCGCGAGUAACGCGCCGUCCGUGAAUCAAGGAAGGACGCAAGCUAGAGUCUACGCAAUGACCGAGGCUGAUGCUCGGGCUAAUCCCGACUCCGUCGCAGGUAAUACACUUAUUCGGGUCAUUUCUAGGCUUAUUUUGAUCAUAUACGUCGUUGGGAUUGAGUACGGGCCACCCCGGGGUCAAACUGGGUGAGUUAGGCCGAAUCGGGCUGGAAACAGCCACUGCUGGCCAGGCACGCCCGAAGGCACGCCGUGCCUGGAAUCGUGCCUGGAAGGCAGUGGCACCCGAAGGAAAGAAAAAAAAAAAAAAAAAAAUUUUUUUUUGGGGCCAGGCACGGCCGCAGGCACGCCGUGCCUGGCGUCGUGCCUGGGAGGCAGUAGCGCCCAGGGCUUUUUCCCAAGCCAGGCACGACCGUGCCUACCCCAGGCACGCCGUGCCUGGCACCCAGAUUGCCGAAACCUGAUUUUUUUCGCACCGUUUUGCGACGUUAAGGCCUCUUCUUGAUCUCUAACGUGCGUGUGAACAUUGCAACCUUCUAUAAAUGAGUAGGGAGGAUAGGAAAGAUGUCUUACAUGGUUCAUGAAUGUAGGGACACUAAAGAUUAACGGGAAGGAUGCACGAAUCCUUAUCGAUACCGGAGCGCAACGUUCAUUCGUGAGUGAGGCGUUUGCCGAGAGCUUAGAGAUGCAAUCAAUACCAAUGACACAAACCUUAGUGGUAUCAACCCCACUAGGGGAAGACGUUGAAAGAAACAAUUACUAUCCAUCUUGUAUGGUGGAAAUCGGUGGCCAAACCUUGACGUGUGAUUUCGUACCGCUGAGUAUGAUGGAGUUCGAUGCAAUCCUAGGGAUGGAUUGGCUAGAAAAGCAUCAUGCUAGGGUAGAUUGCUACACAAAGGUGUUGGAACUCGAAGGCACACAUGGGGACACCCUACGCUUCGAGGGGGACCGCGGCAAAUCAAAUAGUUGUAUCAUAUCCGCCGUGAGAGCGAGAAAUAUGAUGAGGAAGGGAUGCCACGCAUAUCUAGCAUACGUGGUUGACAAAACCAAAGAGGGAACGAACAUCGAUGAUGUGAGGGUGGUUUGUAAGUAUCCGGAUGUCUUCCCUAAAGACCUACCGGGGCUUCCACCUGACAGGGAGAUUGAAUUUGUGAUCGAGGUCGAGCCUGGUACCAAACCAAUCUCCAUACCGCCAUACCGGAUGGCACCCGCUGAACUUAACGAGUUGAAAACCCAAUUGCAAGAGCUUUUGGAUAACGGUUUCAUUAGACCAAGCCACUCCCCGUGGGGAGCACCGGUUCUUUUUGUGAAAAAGAAAGAUGGGACACUUCGAAUGUGCAUUGACUAUCGUCAACUGAAC